Naegleria fowleri is the source of this 3510-nucleotide messenger RNA. RefSeq lists its product as uncharacterized. The coding region runs from base 1 to 3510 and encodes 1169 amino acids. The record is from RefSeq and is a predicted model, not a curated record. NCBI's taxonomy places the organism in Eukaryota, Heterolobosea, Eutetramitea, Acrasida, Naegleriidae. The transcript has a single exon.
AUGAUUAAUCUAUUUCAUUUGUUUAUAUUCUCAUCAUUUUCCAAUUCUGCUCCAAACCACCGUUACACCACCACCACCACCACCACGUUUCCAUCCCGACCAACACAUGAACACAACCACAUUGCUACAAUACUAGUACUCGCUCAAGAACCACCAGCAGAUUGUGUAUUACCUCAAGAUCGAGCCUUCUUACUGACCACCUUGCACGACUUUAAGUUUUCUCCGAAUCUGUAUGGAACCUGGCGAUUGAAAUACUCAAACGAUUCUACGACCAUUUUCACUUCUCCAUCAUCAUCGAAUAUUAUUACAAGUUCAGAAUCGUCAUCAUUGGAUGAAUCCACCAAUGCUCGGACAACAACAACACGUUUAGUACCAUGUCCUGAUCUCUUUGAAAUUACAACCAUCUCAGUGAGUGCAACCGUGGAUCGGAUGACCUACUUUGCCGUUUCCAUUGAUAUCUUGCACAAUCAAACCGAAUUUGAGAGUCAUUUGUGGGGAGUGUCGUAUCAGCCUCAAUUUCGAACCAUUUUCUUUGAGCUUUUUGCUUUCUCCAACAUCACUCGAGUUAUUGCUCAAUCGGGACAUUCUUCUUAUCAUGUCGAGAUGAUCAAUCAACAUUUAGUUUCAAAUGAAACACUCCCUGAUGGUUCCUAUAAGAGUCUACUCUCGGGCUCACAAGUCUACAUGAAACCAUUAUUGAUGAGAAAAAAGUUUUACGGAUUUGAAUAUACGGUUGAAAUGAAAUUACAAGAUUUAUUUCACAUGUUCAAUGAGAGUGCAGAGAUGCAUCAAGUGAAUGACGAUGAUGAUAAGAUCCUCUCACCUCCACCACCUUCAAUACAGACCUUUCUGACCUCUCUAAGCAGCUCGUCCAACCAUUCUUCUUCAAGUGUGAAUGUGACUCAUGCAGAAUCUAUUUUCAAGUUGAAAAUGUUGGUCUCUAAAUAUGAUUUACCAUUUGCUUUUCCUCUCAUGAUCCAACAACCUUUAGGAACAAAUUCCAUACUUUUUUGUUCUGAGAUUUCACUGAAUACUAUUGAUCAAACAACAUUACCAGAUUUGGAUUUUCAAAAGUCUCUCAUUCAGGCACAUCAUGCCAUCUCAACAGUCAUUGUGAUCAUUAAUGCAACACUGAGUAUCAUUGUAUUGACUUUAUUAGUAAUUUUUAGAAAAACAAAACCUAGAGAAUCUCGUGGAUAUUUACCCUAUGUCAUAUUUAUUCAAAUUUUUGUCAAUUUUGUGAGAUUGUUGUUACAGACCUAUUGGGGUGACGAAUUUCUACUCAUUGUUUUUAUAUUUUCCACAUUGGUUCUAUUAUGUUUCAGUUAUCUCAUGUAUUUCUUGAAUACCUUAGUUGUCUUUUAUAAGAGAAAAGUUUACAAUGAUUGGUACAACAAGAUGAAGAGAGAAUCAAUGGACAAGCAAAAGAAACAGAAAAACAACAACACCAAUAACAACAACCAUUCAUCAUCCAAUCCAAACACACCACUUGCCAUUGCCGUUGUGAAAACCAAUGAGCAGGAUGAGACAACAACAAAUCCUUUCACUACGACAACUAUUACUCAUCGAUCAUACUCAGAUGAAAAUGAUUGUUUAAAACCUUCUCUCAAGAAUGUGGACAUUUCUGGUCAUAAUGACAAAUCGCACGAGGAGACACUACGUGGCACUUCGAUGACGACGAAGACUAUGACUACCAUUGCUUCAUCCUCUGCCAAUACUUUACAUUCAAAUUCUUCAGGGAAUUUAUUGUUACCACCUCAAUCAUUACCCUCUCAACAAGAUUCGUUACCUCACAAGGAUGUGAUCCAUUAUAAUGACAUGAUGACCACCACAGCAAUCACCUUUGGCGUUCAAGAUUCAUCCACCACAGCUUCUUUACCUCUCUCUCAACAAUUCGAUUUAACACUUGAGAAUUCUUCGAUCAUUGCGAAACAACAAGAAAAUCAUCAAGACCUUCAUCUUGGGAAUCAAGGUCAUCCGAUUAGUAGUAGAAAUCAAAGUCAUUCGAUUAGUCAAGAAAAUACAGAACUUUCCAUGUCUCAUGGACUCGGUUCACUCUGGUGGGUAAAAUCUCGUCGUGUGAAAAUUUGCAGUACCCUUUUUGUCAUUUUACUGGUGUCACUUUCUCUGGUGAUCAUCCUUCCAGUGUUGUUUCUGACCAAUGAAUCAACACUUGAAUCCACUGUAUUGAUUGUUCUUGGAUUUUAUUUUCUUGUUGCUUCUGCAAUGGCGAUUGGAGCUCUCUCUUUGGAUUUGGCAUGGAAUUGGAAACGAUUCAUCAAAAAGUGUGAAUGGAAAAAGUACUUUUUCAGAAAUGAUCCCUUGUAUUAUCGAUUGGAAUUGGUCAUUCACUUUUUUUCAAUUUUUCAAUUCAUUGCCAGUGUGGUCGUUUUGUUUACUGUGAGAGAUCGUGUGGAUAAUAUUUCACUUCUCAACAAUAAGACUUAUUCCAGUUCAGUUCCUGCUGCUACAUUUGCAUCUCUUCCAAUUGAAUUCACUGCUGUUGUUUUUGAAAUUUUAGCAUCUGGAGGUGGAUUUAUUUGUUUCAUGACUGUUUAUGAAAAGUACAAGUUAUGGUUUCAUAGUGAACAAGAACAACAACAAGAGGAGGAGAAUGAGGAGGAUAAGGAGAUGUAUGCCUCUUUUUCACAACAUGUAAUUUCUUCAAAGACCAAUCAUCAGGAAUUUCCAAAUUCGGAAUUAGAACUUGAUAAGAAUUCACCUCCAUGGAUGGUGAAAUUUAGAACAAAUAUUUAUUCUCCAAUGCUUGAACUGCUUGGGGAUGAUCUUUGCAAACUAUUUGUGGAUGAAAAAGGUUUUGAAUUAUUGAGACUCUUCUCUAAAAGUGAAUUUUCAAUGGAAAAUGUUGCUUUCAUUCAUGAUAUGGAAAAGAUUUAUACUUUACUAUUUUGUGACAUUCAUGAAUCAAGAAAGCUCAGUAGUGGAGCUUCACCUUCCAGUUUGAGUAAGAGUUGUAAACCAACUCUCAGACAAAAUCUCACACGUGAAACGAUCGAAAGAGCAAAACUGACUGUUUGUGAUGAUUUUUACAAUUUGUAUGUGAGUGAAAAUGCCAAACUUUCUGUCAACUUUUCCAAUCAAUCCAAAAUGAUUUUUAACAAGUGGAAACUCAAUGGAUGGAAUGAUGAAUAUAUCAAAUCAGAUGACUUUUUUAACGAUUUGGAUUAUGUCACAUUGGAUGUUGUGAAAAAUGUUCGAGAUACUUUUCGAAGAUUUCAAUUAACUCCAUCCUACAAGGAAUGGAAGAUGCAUUCUCGAAAGAAUAUUCAAGCUCUUAAAAGUGCUCUUCGACAAGCAAAGAAGGGUCCACUCACAUCAUUUUCUCUUAAUAAUAAUAAUGGAAAUGGAGGACAAAAUGAGGCCGAACAAAAAUUGGAAAUGAUGACAUUCCCUUCUGCCACAAGUACUUCUCCAAUGAACAACAAUAACACUAGCAACAACAACAAUAAUGAGACAACAUUAGAUGUCAAUACAGUUAAGGUCGAAUGA